AAAGGGGUUUAAAAAUUCAAUUGAUUCUUCGUGUAAAACAUUUGCCUUUUUUUUCACGUGGUUUCGUGUUUACGGGUAUUUCCUGUAAGUGAGUAAUCUUUUUAGUUUUUCAACAAUGCAGCGACCUGUAAAAUUUGGCAGGAUUGAAUAUGAGGUCGAAGAGCAUCAAGUUUUGCAGUCUACUCUUCGCAGAGAUCUUGCACCUGAAAUGGUUAGUCAAAGGCAUGGUCCUGGUGGUCAAAAGCUUGCAUAUAUUGAGGGAUGGAGGUUGAUAGCUUUGGCAAAUGAAGUGUUUGGAUUUAAUGGCUGGAGUCAUGCAGUUGUUCAACAAACAAUUGACUGUGUAGAUCAGAUCGAAGACAAGUUCUAUGUAGGAGUGUCUUCAACCGUGAGAGUGGAGCUGAAAGAUGGGGCCUUCCAUGAAGAUAUUGGGUAUGGUGUGUGUGAGGGCAUGAAAUCGAAGGCCUUGAGUUUGGAAAAGGCUAGAAAGGAAGCAGCAACAGAUGGUCUUAAACGUGCCUUGAAAGGCUUUGGCAAUGUUUUGGGAAACUGUCUUAACAACAAAAACUACCUGAGAUGGGCUAACAAGUUCCCUGUUGCCACUCCAGCUCAACCACAGAAAAAUGAAACAAUUUUGGAAGUUCCCCCAGAUGUCCACAAAAGCCGCUAUAACGCAAUGGAGGGGAAAAAACGCACUACUGAAGCAAUAAAAGUACCUCAGUUACCGGCUAGUAUCCUCAGAGAAGAAAAACAAACUCCUGAGCCCCCAGAAUCAUCAAAGCAAAAGCUUCCUGCACCUCAUUGCCCUAUGUUACCUACAGACCCUAAACCAGUUUCCAAAUCAGAUUCUUCGUUUACUACAGUUAAACCAUCUCAUGUUUCAGGAGGUCAAAAGAGUGAGAAUAAUUCCGUAGUUAAAGACGAUUUCUUGAAUGAAAGUGAUCCUGUCAAAUUGGAGCGAAAACGAAGACAACAACAAAAAAAAGAGGAAUUUCUUCAGCAACAGAUGAAACGUCAUAAGUCAGACGAUAACAAAUCGAUCCCCCCUAUUCAUAUUAAAGCAGAGCAAUCAUCACCAAUACCUGAAGAUGACACUGAAACAUGGAUGCGGGAAAUAGAUCCAGAAUCUUUUGCCCUGGUUAACGAAAUUGACUGGGGCAAUGAAGAUGUUCCACUGGGCAAUGGAAUAAGAGAGAAAACUGCUAUAGCAGUGCCCAGAAUGGCGAAUGCGAUAAUCUAG
This is a messenger RNA of Daphnia carinata, 1240 nucleotides long. RefSeq names its product DNA repair protein RAD52 homolog. Lineage: Eukaryota; Metazoa; Arthropoda; Branchiopoda; Diplostraca; Daphniidae. The record is from RefSeq and is a predicted model, not a curated record. The coding region runs from base 116 to 1240 and encodes 374 amino acids. Gene Ontology annotation, cellular component: nucleus. Gene Ontology annotation, biological process: mitotic recombination; double-strand break repair via single-strand annealing; double-strand break repair via homologous recombination. The transcript is spliced from 8 exons.